UCACAUCACAGUUGGAGGUCGGAGUUCAUGUCACGGGUCUGGUGAAGUCGUUUUAAAAAGACUUCCCACUUUCACUAAUAGAUAAAAUGGCAUCACCACGUACCAAACGCAAGUUGAACUCAAUCCGCAACCUCGACGAGAACCAUAAAUGCUUUGAGUGCGGAACUCUGAAUCCUCAAUGGGUGUCAGUGACGUACGGAGUCUGGAUAUGCUUGGAGUGCUCGGGCGUGCAUCGAAGCCUCGGUGUUCACCUGUCAUUCGUUCGCUCCGUCACUAUGGACAAGUGGAAGGACGUGGAACUUGAGAAAAUGAUGGUCGGAGGCAACGCGAAGGCCCGCGAGUUCUUCGAGAGUCAACCGGACAUCAGUUCUGGGAUGACUAUACCACAGAAGUACAAUACCAAGGCCGCUGCGAUGUACCGCCAAAAGAUCGCGGCUUUAGCUGAGGGCCGCCCAUGGAGUCCAUCGGAUUACAAGCCCGAGACGAUCGAGAAGCCUCAGGAGUGGCUCCAGUCUCGCGAUUUCUACUCUUCGGACAACACGCUGCCGACAAGCGGAUCUGAUAACAACAUUAGCUACCACAGCGAGUAUGGAAGCGGCCGCUACACCGGCUUCGGUAACUCCCCAAAGCAAUCGCACUCGACUCCGAUGUCGCCGAUGCACAGCGGGAGCGAGGUCGUCGACAACACGCUCGCGACUCUCGCUUCGGGGUGGUCAUUAUUCGCGUCUUCUGUCAGUAAAGCAGCUAAGACGGCCACCGAUCACGCCGUUCGUUAUGGAGGUAUUGCGACGCAGAAGGUCUCUGAAAUGGCCACAACCGUCACGGAGAAGGUUAAUAAUCGCGGCGGUUGGAGUUCGCUGGGCGGCAAUACUGAUGUGCGCCGCGCCAGCAACUAUGGCUCGUAUCAGUCGCAGAGCUACGGGGCUAUGAAGAGCUCGACUUCGGAGCCGUAUUCACAGUGGAACGAGCAGACCCAGCCAUGGCAGGACUCUGUGGCCACGCGCAACAACUUGGACACCCGCGAUCUGUCCCAAGUGGGUGUUUCCAGCCCCCCGCCAGACAUCAAGAGUCUCACGAUCAAGAAGAAGCGUCGCGACGACGACUCUUGGGAUUGGCUCAACAACUAAACGUUUCAGAUGCCAAAACGGAGGUCUUUACUUCAGCUGCAAAUAAAAAAAAAAACGAUAGUAAUGAUAUCUCUUUAACUAAGGUCUGCCUCGCGACCGCUCCCCAAUACGAAGACCGACCUAACAAACUUUUUGCUGUAAAUACUAUAUAAUAUUUAAAUAUUUAUCUAAUAAGUAUAUAACUGUAUCUAUCUAUGGCUUUAAAUGGUAUUUUCGCGAAACUUUACUACGUUCUUCUAUUCUAUUCUUUAUUUAUAUAUAACAUUAUUUUGUUGACCUAUUAUAAAGCUAGUUUUCUACAUUCGGAUUUGUCAACGUUUGGAUGUCGUAUUAUAAGGGAAUCCCAAAUUAUUAUGGUUUACAAUAUUGAGAAAAAAAAAAGUUAUAUGUAUAAUUUUAACAAGUUCCCCAUUCUGAAGACAGUGAAUCAGUUGCAACAAGAUUAUAUUGAAGUAAUUCCAAUAAUACUAAAGAUUGAGAUGAGAUUCCGAGAAUUGUAAAUAUGUAAAUGACCGAUUCAGGCGAUUAUAUCUAGAAGAGUGUUUUUAAAUGAAAUAAUUUGACUAACAAAUUUUUAUGAUAUGCCCAUAUUGUCUUAAGCAGAUAUGGGUAGUGACAUUCAUGUUGUUCUAUCUAUGGGCUUGGGUAAAGGCUUAUCAUCGGGUGGGCGGUGGGGUUUCCUGCCCUUCUAGCUAAUUAAGAAAACGACUGCCCUCCUUAUAAACUAACAAAAAAAGAAAAAUAUAGUCGAAGUCACUUGAGAUUAUGUAAGUAAGGAUUCUAGCGUACAUUUUACACCAUACGUCCAAAUCUGUUUAGUCAUUUAAAAGCUAUUACGGAAUAAAGUUACUCCUAUACGUAUGUACAUGAUCCUUGAA
Molecule: messenger RNA, 2005 nt
Organism: Bombyx mandarina (wild silkworm)
Lineage: Eukaryota; Metazoa; Arthropoda; Insecta; Lepidoptera; Bombycidae
Gene: ArfGAP1
Product: ADP-ribosylation factor GTPase-activating protein 1
Biological process (GO): regulation of endocytosis; regulation of ARF protein signal transduction
Cellular component (GO): Golgi membrane
Molecular function (GO): GTPase activator activity
Source: RefSeq, a predicted model, not a curated record